This is a messenger RNA of Hyla sarda, 1959 nucleotides long. RefSeq names its product double PHD fingers 1 (gene DPF1). The record is from RefSeq and is a predicted model, not a curated record. NCBI's taxonomy places the organism in Eukaryota, Metazoa, Chordata, Amphibia, Anura, Hylidae. Gene Ontology annotation, cellular component: nBAF complex. The transcript has 12 exons. Gene Ontology annotation, biological process: nervous system development. The coding region runs from base 54 to 1286 and encodes 410 amino acids.
CCCGCGGCCGGCUUCCCUCAGCUCCUGUCCUGUGAUUGGCUGCUGUGUGCAGAAUGAAAUUGUACAGUAUUGUGAUAUUAGAGGGGCUGCAGUGUUCCUGCUUAAUACCCAGCAGCACCAUGAACACAGCCCUGCACAACCCCCUCAAAUCGCUGGGAGAGGACUUCUACCGGGAGGCCAUAGAACAUUGUCGCAGUUAUAACGCACGUCUGUGCGCAGAGAGAAGUAUGAGGCUGCCAUUCCUGGACUCCCAGACUGGUGUGGCCCAGAACAAUUGUUAUAUCUGGAUGGAAAAAACACACAGAGGACCAGGCUUGUCACCGGGACAGAUCUAUACGUAUCCUGCUCGUUGCUGGAGGAAGAAACGGCGGCUGGACAUAUUGGAGGACCCUCGUCUGAGGCCCUGUGAGUUUAAGCUUGACUAUGAGAUUCCUAUGAAAAAGGAAAGCAGUUUACCGGAGGGACCCGUCUUAGAAGCCUUACUAUGUGCAGAGACAGUGGACAAGAAGUUGGAACUCAAAGAGGAGGAGAUAGUUAGUGACUGUCAGAAGACACAGGUGGGAGAUGUCCCACAUGAAAUGGAAGGCGAGGACCUGGAAGAUGACACGCCAAAACGCAAGAACAGAGCAAAAGGAAAGGCCUGUGGGAUUGGGGGCAUGAAAAAAAGACAGGAUCCUUCAACAUUAGAAGAUCGAGACAAACCCUAUGUGUGUGAUAUCUGUGGGAAGAGAUACAAGAAUCGGCCCGGCCUCAGCUAUCACUACACCCAUACUCACCUGGCUGAGGAAGAGGGAGAAGAGAAUGCUGAGCGAUAUCUAAUCCCUUUCCAUAGGAAAAACAACCACAAACACUUCUACAAAGAGCUGAACUGGGUGCCAGAGAUGCAGCCGCGACAUACAGUAAAGAAAGCUCCUGACGGCUCGGUCAUUGCCAAUGGUUAUUGUGACUUCUGUCUAGGAGGGGCCAAGAAGAUGGGAUGUCCCGAGGACCUGAUCUCCUGUGCUGACUGUGGGCGUUCUGGUCACCCCUCAUGUCUACAGUUCACCGUCAAUAUGACAGCCGCUGUUAGGACUUAUCGUUGGCAGUGCAUUGAGUGCAAGUCCUGUAUUCUUUGUGGAACUUCGGAAAAUGAUGACCAGCUGCUCUUCUGUGAUGACUGUGACCGAGGUUAUCAUAUGUAUUGUCUGAGCCCACCAAUGUCGGAGCCCCCAGAAGGCGACUGGAGUUGUCACUUGUGCCUGAGACAACUGAAGGAGAAAGCAUCGGCCUACAUCACAUUGACCUAAAGCCAUUGGAGGCAGAAGAUCACUGAUGCCCUCAGACUGGUCUUGCUUAUUCCCAGAAUCCUCUUCUAUCAUUUCAGCACUAUGGUCCUUCCCCCUGCUCAGCGUUCUGAGCGGUGUAAAGUAGUUUGAUUGGUUCGGCUGUGUAUUAAUACUAUGAAGUACUUACAUUCUGCUCCUAUUUAUUUCUCUGCUACUUCUUUAUCUCUGAUAAUGGUCCGUUCCCUCCUGACCCGUCCACUACAGCCCUGUGGCCCAAAGAGAUCGAGCCGCCCUGACCCCUUCACUUUUAAGUGUUCUUUAGUUCGCAGGUCCGCUGCUUUUGAAUUAAAGGGGUACUCCGUUGGAAAACAUUAUUUUUUUUUAAAUCAACUGGCGCCAAAAAGUUAAGCAGAUUUGUAAACUGCCUCUAUUAAAAAAAAAUCUUAAUCCUUCCAGUACUGAUUAGCCGCUGAAUACUAGAGAGGAAACUCUUUUCUUUUUGGAUUUUGUUUUCUGUCUGACCACAGUGCUCUCUACUGACACCUCUGUCCAUUUUAGGAAGUGUCCAGAGCAGGAGAGGUUUGCUAUGGGGAUUUUCUCCUGCUCUGGACAGUUCCUGACAUGGACAGAGGUGUCAGCAGAGAGCACUGUGGACAGACAGAAAAUAAAUCCAAAAAGAAAAGAAUUUGUAAUA